AUGAAAGAAAUUCCUUUUCGUGGCAAUUUCAACCACAAACCACAAGCGGCGAUUGUUCUUCUUGUCCUCUCAGCCUUGUUAUUGUUGUUCUUGUCUUUGAUCGAGGUGAAGGCCAAUCCACUCUCCACCACACAAUUAGAGGCUGAUCCGACCGUUGAUAUUUCAGCUGUUGGAAAACAGCAUCGUGAGGAUCCACUCUCCGAUGAAUUUAGAAAUAUUUUGAAACAAGAUGCCAAACUCCGAGAUGAUAUCAUGAAACGAUUUCAGGAAUAUUUGAGAGUUCCAACACAACAACCAAAACCACAAUAUACCAAGGUGGUUGAUUUCCUUUUGAGUUGGACACGAAGAAUUUUCAAUGUGAAAGAGAACGAAUUGGUUGAGCGUCAGGUGUCUCCUCGUCUCAGAGUUGCGGAGAAUGACAGAAUCAAAUAUUAUAUUUAUGCGUGCAAACCUGAGAAGCCUUCAUUCAUAUUGACAUGGAAAGGAAAGAAUCCGCAAAAAGGAUCUAUUAUGAUCAAUAGUCAUACAGAUGUUGUGCCAGUAGAUAAAGACCAAUGGAAGUAUCCACCAUUUGAUGCUGAAAUGGUUGAUGAAUCAACAGGUAGAGGAAGAAGAGUGUAUGCUCGUGGAGCACAAGAUAUGAAAUGCGUUGGUUCUGCGUAUUUGGAAGCCAUUGAUCGAUUGGUUCAGUCUGGAUAUCAACCUGAGAGAAACUUGCAAGUAGUUUUCAUUGCUGACGAAGAAAUUGGAGCAGCGGAUGGUUGGGAAUGUUUGGCAAAUGACAAACAAAUGAUGAACGAAUUGAAUAUUACCUUUGGAUUGGAUGAAGGUCUUGCCAGUGGAGAAAAUGAAGAUGUCAUUCCAAUUUAUUAUGGCGAAAAUGUUGCAUGGUGGUUUGAAAUUACUGCUGUUGGGAAUGUUGGUCAUGGUUCUCAAUUUAUUAAAGAUACCAGUACUGAAAAGAUUCACAAAUUACUUCGUGACAAGGUAUUUCCACUCAGAGAACAACAGCAAUUGCAAAUGAAACUUCAAACAAAGAAUCCAAGAGAAAAAUCGCAACCUAGCACAGUUGUGACCAUUAAUUUGACUGGACUGCGAGCUGGCCACACAUCCAAAGAGACUGGAGAUUUUACAAAUCCUAAUGUUAUUCCAAGAACUGCUACAGCGUUAUUUGACAUGAGAAUUCCUCCUCAUAUUGACUUGGUUGAAAUGGAAGACAUGCUUCAUGAAUGGGCCAAUUAUGUGAACGGAACAAUUAGAUUUAUUGAACAACCUAAAAAGAAUCCAAUUACUGAUCUCGGAGAUGCCACUGUAAAGAAAUUCUUAAGUAUUAUCAACGACAGAAUGAAAACUGAAUUGAGAAUUUUCCCAGCAGCCACUGAUGCACGUUUUCCAAGAAGAUUAGGCAUCAAUAUGAUUGGUUAUAGUUUCAUGCCAAACACCAAAGUGCUGCUUCAUGACCACAAUGAAUAUCUUGAUGAAUCAGUUUAUUUGGAAUCGAUUGUGCAUUACAUUGCUAUCAUCAAGGGCUUGCUCGAUCAAUAA
Naegleria fowleri is the source of this 1545-nucleotide messenger RNA. RefSeq lists its product as uncharacterized. The coding region runs from base 1 to 1545 and encodes 514 amino acids. The transcript is spliced from 3 exons. The record is from RefSeq and is a predicted model, not a curated record. NCBI's taxonomy places the organism in Eukaryota, Heterolobosea, Eutetramitea, Acrasida, Naegleriidae. Gene Ontology annotation, molecular function: aminoacylase activity.